This is a messenger RNA of Spizellomyces punctatus DAOM BR117, 1612 nucleotides long. RefSeq lists its product as uncharacterized. The record is from RefSeq and is a predicted model, not a curated record. Lineage: Eukaryota; Fungi; Chytridiomycota; Chytridiomycetes; Spizellomycetales; Spizellomycetaceae. The transcript is spliced from 3 exons. Bases 101 to 1546 code for a protein of 481 amino acids. Gene Ontology annotation, biological process: SCF-dependent proteasomal ubiquitin-dependent protein catabolic process. Gene Ontology annotation, cellular component: SCF ubiquitin ligase complex.
GAUCGCUGCAGGCUUUGCCCCGUGCGAUCUCUUUGUUGCAAGUUUUUGGACGCGUUAAGCUGGCAAGGCACCGUAGGAAAUAGUUUGCGGCAUUAAGAAAAUGUCGUCGUCGGCUGGUCUGCGCAGGCGAGAGCGCCUUCUUGCUGCUGCACCGGAACUCAUACAGUCACCGCUAUCUGCUUCAAGCCGUCCAGAAAGCCCAACGCACAAGCACAACAAACGGCGCUCAAAAGCGAAAAUGCGGGAGCCGUGCCAGCCGCAUACAACUGGGACAUUCCCCGCACUGGCUGCGACGUUGGCACCAGAGCUUUUGAAUCAUAUCCUUAACUUUCUUGUCCGAGUAGGGUCAGAGCGUGACCUUCUUAGUCCAGCGAGAGUCAACCGGGCAUGGUUCCAUGCUGCAGUCCGACUGCUUUGGCGCAAACCUCCGCUGCGACCAGACACUUGGCAAGACUUCCUGUACGUCUUACGGCGUGGCGGAAACGUCUCGGAUACUGCAGUGUCACCCAUUCGACGGCGUGUUCUUCGGAGCGUUCCAUGUCCGAUAGUGUAUGGAAGUUUUGUCAGGACAUUGCAUCUGUCGGACAUUGCCGAUAACGUCACAGAUCGGAUGUUGAUAAGCAUUGCUGAGGCUUGUCCCAGCCUGCGGGUUCUCAAUGUCGAACGAUGUCAGAGGGCCACUGCCCAUGGAAUAGGGAGGAUCGUUGUGCGAUGUUUAUCAUUGGAACAAAUGGACUUGACGGGAAUUCGGACUCUGAAUGAUGAAGCUCUCCGAGAGAUGUUUCCUGAGCUCCGACCGAAUGUGAAGAACAUAUCCUUAACACUUUCUCCUGAGGUGACGGGGCCUGGAUUAGUGCGGGCCUUGUCUGCUCUUCCAAACGUGGAACGAAUAUGGAUUCAGCACUGUGACAUGCUCCGCGACGAUACAAUAGCUGGACUGCUAAAAUCCUGUCCCCAAUUAACGGACUUGUCGUUACUUGAUUGUAGACAGUGUACGAAUGCGACGAUCGAGUAUAUUGCACACAAUAUCGGCACUCGACUCACACAGCUUACCAUCGGGCUCAGCGAGCAUAUUCGUGACCCUUCCAUUUAUACCCUCGCUACCCACUGUCGUAACCUUACGGGUCUCACCCUGGCUCUUCUUCGCCACAUAACCGACGCUUCACUCAUAUCCAUCUCUAAAUACCUUCCCAACCUUGUGGAGCUAGGAAUAUUCUCAUCUCCUAAUGUCACAAAUACGGGAGUUUCACGCAUUGCAACCAGCUGUCGGCGUCUAGAGCGCUUGUGCCUUUACGAUUGCCAAGGUCUAACUGCUGAAGCCCUGGUACCGGUGCACUUAUGUCUGGAUCGUCUUGAUUACCUCAACAUCGAGCAUUGUCGAAUUCAUGAAGCUACCCCCGAAAUUAGGGCUCUGUGGAAGCGAUGCAAGGAUUUCUACGCAGGAAAGGAACUGAUGAAUGCUCUCCACAUUGCGGAUUUGAUGUAUUAUUCAGAGGGCUUGUUUGGUUUGAAGAGUCCCAUCCAGCUGGCGUUUGAGAUUGUAUAGCAAUUGUUAAUGCCACUGCAGCAGGAAAAUUGUGCUUUUGAUUUUGGUAUUCCACCUGUUGUUGAA